GUAGAUCGUACUGUCGGACGAGGCUUUGUUAGUUAGCAAGUAGGACUGGAGCCGGAUCAAUGCACUAACCAAGAAGAAAAUGAUCAUCUGUGGGAAAAAUAUGGACUUCCCCCUUGGAAACCAGUGCCAGCGACUCCAGACUCAGGUGGUGAAGGUGAGUUCAGAGAAGGAGCGCCCGCAGCUGCUGUUCGUGAAGGCGCUGGCCAGCAGGGGGCACCUGGACUCAGUCACCCAGCAGAUGGGCUACCACUCACAGUACCUGGAUAGCUUCCUGCGCACCCAGCACUACAUCCUGCACAUGGACGGGCCACUGCCCUUCCACUACCGCCACUACAUCGCCAUCAUGGCUGCAGCCCGUCAUCACUGCCGGUAUCUAGUCUCUCUGCACUCCGCCCAGUUCCUGCGAGUGGGCGGUGACCCCGCGUGGCUCCAGGGCCUGGACUCCGCCCCCCAGCGCCUGCGCAACCUCCAUGAGAUCAACAAGGUGCUGGCUCACCGGCCCUGGCUCGUCGCCCGGGAGCACAUCGAGUCCCUGCUGAAGAUCGGGGAGCAGUGCUGGUCAAUGGCAGAGCUGGUCCAGGCAGUGGUGUUACUGGCUCACUGCCACGCCCUGGCCAGCUUUGUGUUUGGGGUGGGGAUAGAGCAGGAACCCCCUGUCCCAGGGACCCCCGGGAACCCCAACCUCGGCAGCUACUGCUUCUGCGACACAGCCAAUGGCAACGCAGCCUGCACCCCAGAGAACCUGCGCUCCCACCGCCGCAGAUCCCUGGAUUCGAGCUGUGAGGCGGGAGCCCUGCGGGACAGGAUGCAGCGGCUGCAGGGGGAGAAGGAGCGACGAGGGGAGCGCAAGAUCACAGCGCAGGGGGACCAGGAGGAAGAUCUGGAGGAGAAGCCGCCCCGUCCCACUGACCUGUCCUGCUUCCUGUCGGACCCCGAGUUUAGAUACCAGGAGUUCACACGCCGCAAUGAGGACCACUUCCAGGUGUUCAGGGUCCAGGAUUACUCCUGGGAGGAUCACGGCUUCUCUCUGGUGAACCGGCUCUACUCGGACAUCGGCUACCUGCUGGACGAGCGCUUCCGGACAGUGACCAGCCUGCAGAACGGCCUCCUGGGAGAGGGGCAGAGCUCAGACCUGAAGAGAGCCAUCUGGAACUACAUCCACUGCAUGUUCGGCAUCAGCUAUGAUGACUAUGACUACGGAGAGGUGAACCACUUGCUAGAGAGGAGUCUGAAGCUGUACAUCAAGACCGUGACCUGCCACCCGGAGAAAACCAAACCCCAGCUUCUGCACUGCUGCUGGAAACAGCUGAAGCAGGCUGAGAAGGUCCAUGUGAACCUGCUCAUCAUGGAGGCCAGGAUGCAAGCAGAACUCCUGUAUGCACUUCGGGCAAUAACCCAACACAUGACUGCAUAGACUGGAGGGGGGGGGGGGGGUACGAUCAGAGAGAGCGAGUGUGCAGGAGAGUGAGAGCAGAGAGAAAGAGUGUGCAG
Messenger RNA from Polyodon spathula (Mississippi paddlefish), 1491 nucleotides. Its product is annotated as sestrin-3-like. Gene Ontology annotation, molecular function: L-leucine binding; oxidoreductase activity, acting on peroxide as acceptor. Gene Ontology annotation, biological process: cellular response to L-leucine; negative regulation of TORC1 signaling; regulation of response to reactive oxygen species. The record is from RefSeq and is a predicted model, not a curated record. NCBI's taxonomy places the organism in Eukaryota, Metazoa, Chordata, Actinopteri, Acipenseriformes, Polyodontidae. The coding region runs from base 80 to 1414 and encodes 444 amino acids. The transcript has 9 exons. Gene Ontology annotation, cellular component: nucleus.